CUGGAAAGGUAUCAAAGGUCAGGGGUUGGCCCUUUCUCUGCUGCCAUAGACUACGUGCCAGUAGAAGGGAUGGGGGGGAGGGUCACAUGACUUUGUUCCCUCAGUAACAAGCAGUGUUUUUUUAGGUAGAAAUCGUGCCUCUCGUUCUAAUCUAGUCUGCCGGCAGCUCACGUAGGGACAGACCUCUGGAGGAUACAUCGGCUCAGUGCAGGAGACAAGGCGGCCAUCAUGGUGGACUUCAUGGAUAUCUGUGAAUCCAUACUUGAAAGGAAGAGGCAUGACAGCGAGAGGUCCACGUGCAGCACUUUAGAGCAGAAUGAUUUUGAAGCGGUGGAAGCGCUGGUGUGCAUGAGUUCUUGGGGACAGCGAUCACAUAAAGGAGAGGUGCUCAAGAUGAGGCCUUUAACUCCUGCUUCAGACUCGUCCGACUUCAUCAUGCAUUGCGACUCUGCACAGCAGCUGGCCAAAGAUUAUCAUUCCAUCUCUAUGCUGUGCAUGACCCCACCACGCAGCCCUGAGUUUGCAGAACCUUGCAUUACACUCCCACCUGCCUCCCAAGUGACGUAUUGCAAGCCAGUAACUGUCAUGUCAAGCAGUUCUGCCUGUUCAGUUAGCUCUUCGAGUGUGGACAAGCCACUGGUUUCAAGCAUCCCCAAACUACCUUCUCCGGUGGUGGAAGUAUCUACGCCAUGCAGAGCAAUGGCCACCAGCGUGAUACGCCACACAGCCGACAGCUCUCCUUUCCGUUAUGUACCUGAGGCACCAGCACAAGCAAAAGUACCAGCAUCUAAAUGCACUGCCGCAAAUAAACACAAGUCUGAUCAUUCCAAACCUCCUGAAGAAGCACCAGCCCCCCAGAACCCUUUCCACAUGCUGCAUCGCCCUCAGCCCAAACACCCGUGUACUGACAAUACAGAUGCAGGCAGCCAGCAGUCAUUUGAAAGUGAUCAGUCUAAAGACAUCAACCAGUUUCUUCCUAUUUCUGUUCCUGUCUCCAGCCCCCCAGUGCUCUGUCAGAUGAUUCCAGUUACUGGCCAGGCAGGCGUUAUUUCUGCCUUUAUUAAGCCUCAUUCCCAGCCCAGUUCUAAUUUAGUAAAACCUAUUCUCCCCCAGUCUUCCCCUGUUUCCCAGCCAGUGCUCAUGGGAGCUCCAGUGUCUCAGGGUGCUUUAAUGCUUGUGCUUCCUCAGGCUCCCAUCCCACAGUCCCCGCAUCAGUGUCCACAGACUCUCAUGGCUGUAGGUAACACCAAGCUACUCCCUCUUGCUCCUGCCCCUGUGUUUAUCGCUUCAGGACAGAGCAGCCCCCCCCAAAUGGACUUCUCUAGAAGGCGCAACUAUGUCUGCAACUUUUCUGGGUGCAGGAAGACCUACUUCAAAAGCUCCCACCUAAAGGCACACCUUCGCACACACACAGGGGAAAAGCCGUUCAGCUGUAACUGGGAAGGCUGCGAUAAGAAAUUUGCUCGCUCCGAUGAACUUUCCAGGCACAGAAGAACUCACACUGGGGAAAAGAAAUUUGCCUGCCCCGUGUGCGAACGCAGAUUUAUGCGCAGCGAUCACCUCACAAAACAUGCCCGGCGGCACCUGACUACAAAGAAAGUGCCCACCUGGCAAACAGAAGUUGGGAAGCUGAACAGAAUCUCAGACAAAAUACAAAGCUCCGGGCCAUCACUCAGCAUGUUAGUGUCUAUGCCCGCUCCUGUCUAAAACUGUGUGAGCCAAUUGAAAGCUCUGAAACUCUCUGAAGCUCCAAAGACUUCAGCUUUACCCACCAAUGUCCCUUCCAGUGUAACGCUGUGUGACACAACUUCUAAACAAUGCAAGUUUUUUGUUUUGCUAACCUCACUUACAAUGGCACCGCAUCUUGUUCUGGCAAUAAGCAAAGACUUUACUUCCAGCAAGCCUGCUGCAUUUUGAGCAGACACUGCUUCCUUGACUUUCUACGUUAUGAGCAGAAACCAUAUAUAUGUAUGUAUGUAUAUAUAUAUAUAUCUCUGCAUUUCAGGCUUUGUAGCAACUUCAGGGCAUGUUUAUAUGGGAAGCAAAAUAAAGAUCCUGAUCAAUAUUCAUUGUGGCAAAAUGCAUCUGUGCACAGAAUUCAAGGAAGUACUAGGCAAGCUUUAAGGAGGAAAUGGUUGGCUUGGACCAUAGGAUUUCAUUAAAUAAAGUUUAUACUAAGGCCCCUUGCACAAGCGAUUUCAGGUGUUCUGGCAAUCCAGUUUAUUUCUCAUUCCAAACACCAGAAAUUCCACCCCGGAUUGCUGGUAAUAGAGGUGGUUGAACGACCAGAACUAGCAAUUUCGAAUAGGAAAAUCCCAAAAAAGCUACAUGUGUUAAAGCCCUAAGGUAAGUUCACGUAAGCACAGCAAGGACUAGUCUGUGUUGCUUAUGGGAACCUGCAUUAAAUGAAAAUUCAACCCAAAAAAAAAAAAAAAA
Molecule: messenger RNA, 2436 nt
Organism: Xenopus laevis (African clawed frog)
Lineage: Eukaryota; Metazoa; Chordata; Amphibia; Anura; Pipidae
Gene: klf11.S
Product: Kruppel-like factor 11 S homeolog
Exons: 4
Coding region: 229-1707 (492 amino acids)
Biological process (GO): regulation of transcription by RNA polymerase II
Cellular component (GO): nucleus
Molecular function (GO): DNA-binding transcription factor activity, RNA polymerase II-specific; RNA polymerase II cis-regulatory region sequence-specific DNA binding
Source: RefSeq, a predicted model, not a curated record